Drosophila yakuba is the source of this 859-nucleotide messenger RNA. RefSeq lists its product as uncharacterized. The transcript has 3 exons. The coding region runs from base 148 to 729 and encodes 193 amino acids. The record is from RefSeq and is a predicted model, not a curated record. Lineage: Eukaryota; Metazoa; Arthropoda; Insecta; Diptera; Drosophilidae.
CAGAGUGGCCAUCAAUUGGCCAAGAAUAUACAGAUACCCAAUUGAAUCCAAAUGCAGCGGACUGCAACGAAAAGAGUGCCCCAGUAGUAGACUGCAAUGGGUGCCCACUUUUGUUCAGUCUUUUGAGAACGGUGCAACGGUGUAAACAUGUUCACGACUUCGAUCUCAAUUGCCGUUCUUCACUUGCUCCUGCUGGUGUCCUUCGGAGGAGCGCACACCCUUCCGCCGGUGGUGCAGAUGGGUGGUGCAAUCGUGGCCGCCGUCGAGCAGGAUGCCGAGCAGGAAGCCGCCGCCGAGGAGCGGCAGCGGGUCGAGCGACAGUGGCUAUCGAUGGCCGAAACACAAUUGCACAGCCUGAUAAGAGACGACUUGAGUCCAGAUGCGGUAAACAAGAUGCUGGAGACGUGGUCUACCGAAGGUCGCGCCAUUGCCAAAAUGGUUUUGCUACCCUUGGUCCUCAAAUGGCUGACGGCGCUUUCGACCUCAUCGUUUGUCAUGGGCAAAAUCGCAUUGGUCACAUCCGGUGUUUUGGCUCUGAAAUGGAUUUUGGCUGGAGGACAUGCACGCGAUCGUCUGGAGAUAGUUCACUCUCAUACACCACUCGUUAAAGGAUUACACGGCAGUGAUUUGUCCUCAAGUGGAAGCAGUUGGAUACCUAUUCGACAGCCCUUUAUACCUUUGGUAUCCAAAGACCAUAACCUUGACAAUCUUUAUAAGCCAUUUUUAUAGGUUAGUUUGAAACAAAAGUGAAAAGUUAUUGAAAGUAUUGCAAAACUGAAUGCCUGUAAAAUGUUGCACAAGUAAAAGGCGAGACCGCAGCUCUUGGUUAAUAAGAAUAAAUGUAAAUAGCAAAUGUUAA